Molecule: messenger RNA, 846 nt
Organism: Penicillium argentinense
Lineage: Eukaryota; Fungi; Ascomycota; Eurotiomycetes; Eurotiales; Aspergillaceae
Product: putative ABC transporter
Exons: 2
Coding region: 1-846 (281 amino acids)
Molecular function (GO): ATP binding; ATP hydrolysis activity
Source: RefSeq, a predicted model, not a curated record
AUGGCGUCUCCUAAUGAUUCCCCAAAGCCGUCAAUAGAGGUGCAGAACCUCUCCUACAAGUUCCAAGAUGGAUCUGCGGGGCUGGACCAUGUGCAAUUGGAUCUCCCACCGGGAAGCCGAACGCUGUUGAUCGGCGCCAAUGGAGCGGGCAAGACCACCCUGUUGCGCCUAGUAUCGGGGAAGCGCCUUGCGCCUAACAACACGAUUGCUGUGGGCGGCAAGGACCCCUUUAAGGAGGGACUGGAAGGCGUCACAUAUCUCGGUGUGGAAUGGGUGCUGAACAGCAUUGUCCGCACAGAUAUCGAUGUGCCCACGCUGCUGGCAUCCGUCGGUGGCAAUGCCUACCCGGAACGACGUGACGAGCUGGUUGAUAUCCUUGAUAUCGAUCUCAGCUGGCGCAUGCAUGCCGUUUCCGAUGGUGAGCGCCGCCGCGUUCAACUAGCUAUGGGUUUGCUGCGGCCUUGGCAGGUCCUGCUGCUCGAUGAGAUUACUGUCGACUUGGACCUGCUCUCUCGGAGCAACUUCCUCGCUUUCCUCAAGCGCGAGACGGAGACUCGGGCAUGCACAAUUGUAUAUGCUACGCACAUCCUGGAUAAUCUCGCUCAAUGGCCUACCCAUCUUGUGCAUAUGCAUCUGGGUAAGGUUAAGGCAUGGGGUCCCGUGGAGACGUUCUAUAACCAGAUUCCGCAGUGGACUUCCGAGAACAGUCGUCUCGGGGAGCUGGUUCUCAAGUGGCUGAAAGAAGACCUUGAUGCCCGGGGACCGCGAAAUGGCCGGUCAAACCAGGGUAAAACCUACCAGUCUCUCGAGGGAUUAGGAGGUUAUGGGCUAGAAAAGCGCAGCUAA